AUGUCCGAGAGAGGUCACUUCAGAGGAGGGGGCGGCGGCCGAGGAGCCGGAGGAGGAGGCCACCGCGGUGGAGGUAGAGGCGGCCAAGGUCGAGGUGGUGGUGGCCACCAUCAGUCCAACCAAUCCCACGAAAAGCCCAAGAAGGAGAAUAUCCUCGAUCUGGGCAAAUACGUCGACAAGCAGAUCACUGUGAAAUUCAACGGGGGCAGAGAAAUCGUUGGGACGCUCAAAGGGUAUGACCAGUUGAUGAACUUGGUGCUGGACGAUGUCAAGGAAACAAUGAGAGACGAUGAAGGAAACGAGACCACCAGACCGCUCGGGUUGGUUGUGGCCAGGGGAACAUUGCUGGUCUUGAUUUCCCCACUAGAUGGGAGCGAAGAGAUUGAAAACCCCUUCCAGCAACCAGCUGAAGAAUAA
This is a messenger RNA of Exophiala dermatitidis NIH/UT8656, 417 nucleotides long. Its product is annotated as small nuclear ribonucleoprotein. Lineage: Eukaryota; Fungi; Ascomycota; Eurotiomycetes; Chaetothyriales; Herpotrichiellaceae. The coding region runs from base 1 to 417 and encodes 138 amino acids. Gene Ontology annotation, biological process: mRNA splicing, via spliceosome; nuclear-transcribed mRNA catabolic process. The transcript has 3 exons. Gene Ontology annotation, molecular function: RNA binding. The record is from RefSeq and is a predicted model, not a curated record. Gene Ontology annotation, cellular component: U2-type prespliceosome; Lsm1-7-Pat1 complex; U6 snRNP.